Molecule: messenger RNA, 2091 nt
Organism: Poecile atricapillus (Black-capped chickadee)
Lineage: Eukaryota; Metazoa; Chordata; Aves; Passeriformes; Paridae
Gene: PNPO
Product: pyridoxamine 5'-phosphate oxidase
Exons: 7
Coding region: 79-768 (229 amino acids)
Biological process (GO): pyridoxine biosynthetic process; pyridoxal 5'-phosphate biosynthetic process
Molecular function (GO): FMN binding; pyridoxamine phosphate oxidase activity
Source: RefSeq, a predicted model, not a curated record
GCUUCCUAUUGGCUGUUGCGGGAGGAGUGGGCGUGUCGGUGUUUGGCCACGCCCCCCUCCCCGCGCGGCGGGCCCGCCAUGGAGCUGGGGGAGCUGCGGAGGCGCUACCGGGGGGACACCGAGGCGUUCGAGGAGCAGCAUUUGGUGUCCCUGGACCCCCUGGAGCAGUUCCGGGCCUGGUUCCAGCAGGCUCUGGAGUGUCCCGACAUCGGAGAGCCCAACGCCAUGUGCCUGGCCACCUGCAGCAGGGAUGGGAAGCCCUCGGCGCGGAUGGUGCUGCUGAAGGGCUUCGGGCAGGACGGAUUCCGCUUCUUCACCAACUACCAGAGCAGGAAGGGCAGGGAGCUGGAUUCCAAUCCCUUCGCUUCCCUGGUUUUCUACUGGGAGCCGCUCUGCAGGCAGGUGCGCAUCGAGGGCUCGGUGAAGCGGCUGCCGGAGGAGGAAUCCGAGCGCUAUUUCCACUCCCGGCCCAGGGGCAGCCAGAUCGGGGCUCUGGUCAGCAGGCAGAGCUCCGUCAUCCCCGACCGCGAGUUCCUGAGGAAGAAGAGCGCGGAGCUGGAGGAGCUCUACCGGGACACGACGGUGCCCAGGCCGGAAUAUUGGGGCGCGUACAUCGUGGAGCCGGAGGUUCUGGAGUUCUGGCAGGGUCAGACGAACCGGCUGCACGACCGCAUCGUGUUCCGGCGCCUGCGGGACCGCGCGGCGCCGCUCGGGGCCAUGACCCACCCUGCCCACGGCCACUGGGUCUACGAGCGCUUGGCCCCCUGAGCCCGGCCCUGCAACUGCCCCAAAUCCACCUCCAAUUAGUGCCAGUGGUUAAUUAAUUGUGUUAAUGAUUGUGUAGGGUCUGGCUGUGACCCCUGUGACCCCCCUGUCCCAUCCCUGUCCCUGUCCCAUCCCUGUCCCAUCCCUGUCCGUGUCAUAUCCCAGGAAAUGGAUUUGGAGCUGCCCUUAUCCCGGUGUGUUCCCAAAUCCACCUCCAAUCGCUGCUGGUGGUUAAUUAAUUGUGUUAAUGAUUGUGCAGGGUCUGGCUGUGACCCCUGUGACCCCCCUGUCCCAUCCCUGUCCCAUCCCUGUCCCAUCCCAGGAAAUGGAUUUGGAGCUGCCCUAAUCCCGGUGUGUUCCCAAAUCCAUCUCCAAUUGCUGCCAGUGGUUAAUUAAUCAUGUUGAUUAAUUAUCACAUUAAUUAAUUGUGUUAAUGACUGUGCAGGGUCUGGCUGUGACCCCCCUGUCCCAUCCCUGUCCCUGUUCCAUCCCUGUCCUGUGCUGGGAAAUGGAUUUGGAGCUGCCCUUGCCCUGGUGUGUUCCCAAAUCCAUCUCCAAUCAGUACCAAUAGUUAAUUAAUGGUGUUAAUGAUCGUGCAGGGUCUGGCUGUGACCCCUGUGACCCCCCUGUCCCUUCCCUGUCCCAUCCCUGUCCGUGUCCCAUCCCUGUUCCUGUCCCAUCCUGGGAAAUGGAUUUGGAGCUGCCCUCGCCCUGGUGUGUUCCCAAAUCCGUCUCAAAUCAGUACCAGUGGUUAAUUAAUUGUGUUAAUGAUUGUGCAGGGUCUGGCUGUGACCCCUGUGACCCCCCUGUUCCUGUCCCUGUCCCAUCCCUGUCCCUGUCCCAUCCCGGGAAAUGGAUUUGGAGCCACCCUCAUCCCGGUGUGUCCCUAAAUCCAUCUCCAAUCGCUGCCAGUGGUUAAUUAAUCAUGUUGAUUAAUUAUCACAUUAAUUAAUUGUGUUAAUGACCGUGCAGGGUCUGGCUGUGACCCCUGUGACCCCAUCCCUGUCCCUGUCCCAUCCCUGUCCCAUCCCAGGAAAUGGAUUUGGAGCCACCCUCAUCCCGGUGUGUCCCUAAAUCCAUCUCCAAUCGCUGCCGGUGGUUAAUUAAUCGUGUUGAUUAAUUAUCACGUUAAUUAAUUAAUCGUGUUAAUGACCGUGCAGGGUCCCGCUGUGACCCCCCUGGCCCUGUCCCGCCGCUCUCCACGUUUUCUCUGGAAUGUGCUCAAUUCCCAAGUCCCUCUUGCUGUUAAUUAUUUAAUUAAGUUAAAUGGUGCCGCCCCUGCCUGGCCCCGCCCCUGGGAAAAAAUAAACCGGGAUUUCUGUGGCG